AGAACAUCACAAUAGGCUGCCUCCUCUUCAGAUUCUUGCAUUCCCUCUUAAUGGAGCCGCAUAACAUCGGAACAAAAGCAAUUGUUUGUGGCUCGCCAAAAUUAGGAAGCGUCUUUCCGUGAAGAAACGGAAAAGACAUCCGCAAGCGUCUACAGCAUCCGCGGGUAAUUCGUCGGGCUGCCCGUGCCGCUUUGCUAAACUAGCUAGCAACUAAAACAGAAUUAAAGCACCUUUUAUUGUGAGUUCCUGUCAGAUACCAGUUCUUGGGCUGCGGAGGCUCAGUCUCGUUUACCUUUAGAGAUAUCUCUCUGGCUUUCGGAGUUUAGUAUUCAUAUUUUUACCUGGGACAUCAGCCAGUUCGUGAUCCAUUUGUCCCUCCCUGCAGAUCUGUCCUGAUGCUGUCAAGGUCAAAGCUCAGUGCAUGAUGUGUUUCUGCUGUGACGGAGAAGACCUCCACCUUGGGCAGGGUUCAUUGUUGUCUCUUCCUGAUCCCUGUCCUCCGCAAUAAUGACUGACAAGAGGAACCCACCGUUUUUCAAUGAUGACAAUGUAGGCGUGCUGCACUACAAGCUGCCCUUCAGCGAGACCAUGGAGCUGUUCAUUGAGACUCUGACAGGAACAUGCUUCCAGCUGCGUGUCUCUCCAUUUGAACAGGUCGUCUCCGUCAAGGCCAAGAUUCAGAGAUUGGAGGGCAUCCCGGUGUCUCAGCAGCAUUUGAUUUGGAAUGGUAUGGAGCUUGAAGAUGAGUACUGCUUACAUGAUUACAGCAUCACAGAGGGCUGCACACUCAAGCUGGUGCUCGCCAUGAGAGGAGGACCUGUAAACACUAGACGAGUGACAGUGACAGAUGACUCUGUGCGGGAUAUCAGCGACUGCCUUGAUGCCGGGAGAGAGGAGAUGUGGGAAAAAUCUCUGCCUAAUAAACAGGUCACCUUCCUGGUGUACCGCGAGGGAGACCAGCUCAAUUUCUUCCGCGUGGUGGAUCGGGGCGAUGGGACACUCACACCUGUGUCUGAAUCAUUGAGUGGUGCUUCUGUACGAAAUGUGCGCGCAGAGGAGGAGGAGGAACAAGAAAGUGCUUCUUCAGAGCUGCAGACGCUAGAAAACUCCAUCACAAUGGGCAAAAUGAAGCUGCUCAAGGCCAAGAUGGAGAACAUGAACCUUAACAAAAAG
Molecule: messenger RNA, 1173 nt
Organism: Danio rerio (zebrafish)
Lineage: Eukaryota; Metazoa; Chordata; Actinopteri; Cypriniformes; Danionidae
Gene: zfand4
Product: zinc finger, AN1-type domain 4
Molecular function (GO): zinc ion binding
Source: RefSeq, marked validated